GGGGGCGGGGCUCCGCUGGUGGGUGGGCUUUCGUCGGUGACGUAAUUAGAAGCUGGUUGGGGAGUGUGCGAGCUAGGCCGACGCUAAGCAGUGCGUACAUGCGUGAUGACGUAGGGAGCGUCGAUUGGGAGAGAGAACUGGGCCCGCGCCUGCGUGCAUUCUCGUCUUCUGUCCAAGUUGGUCGCUUCCCUGCGCCAAAGUGAGCAGUAGCCAACAUGUCAGGGUGGGAGUCCUAUUACAAAACCGAGGGCGAUGAAGAAGCAGAAGAACAAGAAGAGGAGAACCUUGAAGCAAGUGGAGACUACAAAUAUUCAGGAAGAGAUAGUUUGAUUUUUUUGGUUGAUGCCUCCAAGGCUAUGUUUGAAUCUCAAAGUGAAGAUGAGUUGACUCCUUUUGACAUGAGCAUCCAGUGUAUCCAAAGUGUGUACAUCAGUAAGAUCAUAAGCAGUGAUCGAGAUCUCUUGGCAGUGGUGUUCUAUGGUACUGAGAAAGACAAAAAUUCAGUGAAUUUUAAAAAUAUUUACGUCUUACAGGAGUUGGAUAAUCCAGGUGCAAAACGAAUUCUAGAGCUUGACCAGUUUAAAGGGCAGCAGGGCCAGAAACGUUUCCAAGAGCUGAUGGGCCACGGAUCUGACUACUCACUCAGUGAAGUGCUGUGGGUCUGUGCCAACCUGUUUAGUGAUGUCCAGUUCAAGAUGAGUCAUAAGAGGAUCAUGCUUUUCACCAAUGAAGACAACCCCCACGGCAAUGACAGUGCCAAAGCCAGUCGGGCCAGGACCAAAGCCGGUGAUCUCCGAGAUACAGGCAUCUUCCUUGACUUGAUGCACCUGAAGAAACCUGGGGGCUUUGACAUAUCCUUGUUCUACAGAGAUAUUAUCAGCAUAGCAGAGGAUGAGGACCUCAGGGUUCACUUUGAGGAAUCCAGCAAGCUAGAAGACCUGUUGCGGAAGGUUCGCGCCAAGGAGACCAGGAAGCGAGCACUUAGCAGGUUAAAGCUGAAGCUCAACAAAGAUAUAGUGAUCUCUGUUGGCAUUUAUAAUCUGGUCCAGAAGGCUCUCAAGCCUCCUCCAAUAAAGCUCUAUCGGGAAACAAAUGAACCAGUGAAAACCAAGACCCGGACAUUUAAUACAAGUACAGGCGGUUUGCUUCUGCCUAGCGAUACCAAGAGGUCGCAGAUCUAUGGGAGUCGUCAGAUUAUACUGGAGAAAGAGGAAACAGAAGAGCUAAAACGAUUUGAUGAUCCAGGUUUGAUGCUCAUGGGCUUCAAGCCCUUGGUAAUGUUGAAGAAGCACCAUUACCUGAGACCCUCCCUGUUCGUGUACCCAGAGGAGUCUCUGGUGAUUGGGAGCUCAACCCUGUUCAGUGCUCUGCUCAUCAAGUGUCUGGAGAAGGAGGUCGCAGCAUUAUGCAGAUACACACCCCGAAGGAACAUCCCCCCUUAUUUUGUGGCUUUGGUGCCACAGGAUGAGGAGUUGGAUGAUCAGAAAAUUCAGGUUACUCCUCCAGGCUUUCAGCUGGUCUUUUUACCAUUUGCUGAUGAUAAAAGGAAGAUGCCCUUUACUGAAAAAAUCAUGGCAACUCCAGAGCAGGUGGACAAGAUGAAGGCUAUUGUUGAGAAGCUCCGCUUCACAUACAGAAGUGACAGCUUUGAGAACCCCGUGCUGCAGCAGCACUUCAGGAACCUGGAGGCUUUGGCCUUGGAUUUGAUGGAGCCUGAACAAGCAGUGGACCUGACAUUGCCCAAGGUUGAAGCAAUGAAUAAAAGACUGGGUUCCCUGGUGGAUGAAUUUAAGGAGCUUGUUUACCCACCAGAUUACAAUCCUGAAGGGAAAGUUACCAAGAGAAAACACGAUAAUGAAGGUUCUGGAAGCAAAAGGCCCAAGGUGGAGUAUUCAGAAGAAGAGCUGAAGACCCACAUCAGCAAGGGCACACUUGGCAAGUUCACUGUGCCCAUGCUGAAAGAGGCUUGCCGGGCAUAUGGGCUGAAGAGUGGGCUGAAGAAGCAGGAGCUGCUGGAAGCCCUCACCAAGCACUUCCAGGACUGACCAGAGGCCGCGCACCCAGCCGUCCUUCCACAGUGUGGCCAGGCUGCCUGGCCUUGUUCUCAGCCAGUUAAAAUGUGUUUCUCCUGAGCUAGAAAGAGUCUACCCGACAGAAGUCGAGGGACUUUAUGUUUUUGAGGCUUUCUGUUGCCAUGGUGAUGGUGUAGCCCUCCCACUUUGCUGUUCCUUACUUUACUGCCUGAAUAAAGAGCCCUAAGUUUGUACUAGA
This is a messenger RNA of Saimiri boliviensis boliviensis (Bolivian squirrel monkey), 2271 nucleotides long. RefSeq names its product X-ray repair cross complementing 6 (gene XRCC6). Gene Ontology annotation, cellular component: Ku70:Ku80 complex; nucleus. Lineage: Eukaryota; Metazoa; Chordata; Mammalia; Primates; Cebidae. Gene Ontology annotation, biological process: telomere maintenance; double-strand break repair via nonhomologous end joining. Gene Ontology annotation, molecular function: damaged DNA binding; double-stranded DNA binding; telomeric repeat DNA binding. The record is from RefSeq and is a predicted model, not a curated record.